AUGAGUCUUGCUCCUGAAGAAGCACGGAGACGUAUGGAAGAACAAUUCCGCGCUAAUGCUGAGCGACCUCUUUUCACUGGAAAUGCACUCCCGCCACCUGAAGUUCUACCACAUGUCUACAGCUCGUCAGGCAUGGCUCAAGGCAAUAUUCUCUCGCAUCUUGGUAGCAAAUAUAUGCUGCCUAUGGGUACCACUCGGCAUGCCGAAGAAUAUUACGACGAAGUGGUCAUUCCUCCCGCCAAAGCUGUUCCUCCACGGGUGACGGAGAGGCUGGUUUUUGUGAACGAGCUAGAUCCGUUGCCCAGAGGAUGUUUCCCGGGUUACACUUCGUUGAACAGGAUACAGUCGAUCGUAUAUCCUACCGCAUAUCGCUCUAACGAGAAUAUGCUUGUUUGUGGUAACAUCAUGCAGGGUAAAACUGACGUGGCGAUGCUUGCCAUCCUGCGUAUUCUGGACCAGCAUCGCAAGGAAUCUUCGACAUUACCUAUCGCACAGACCAUCAACAAAGACGACUUCAAGAUCAUCUACGUUGCACCCAUGAAAGCUCUUGCAUCCGAAAUCGUCCGCAAGAUGGGCAAGCGUCUGCAAUGGCUGGGCAUCAAGGUCAGAGAACUGACAGGAGACAUGCAACUCACCAAGGCGGAGAUCGCAGAGACGCAAUUGAUUGUCACGACACCUGAGAAAUGGGAUGUAGUCACUAGGAAGCCUACAGGAGAAGGGGAGAUUGCAUCGAAAGUCAAGCUGCUGAUUAUUGAUGAAGUUCAUCUGCUGAAUGAAGAGCGUGGUGCUGUUAUCGAGACAAUCGUUGCAAGGACUCUGAGACAGGUCGAGUCCAGCCAAUCGGUCAUCCGCAUCGUUGGUCUUAGUGCCACUCUUCCAAAUUAUAUCGAUGUGGCCGAUUUUCUCAGUGUCUCUCGCCAAACCGGGCUCUUCUAUUUCGACUCUUCCUUCCGCCCAGUCCCACUCGAACAACACUUCAUCGGCGUAAAAGGCAAACCAAACUCCCCCCUAUCCCGGAAAAACCUCGACCGCGUCACGUUCGAAAAGGUUGCGGAGCUAGUAAAACAAGGCCACCAGGUCAUGGUCUUCGUUCACGCACGUAAAGAGACCGUGAAGACCGCUUUAGCCCUCAAAGAGGCGGCCUUUAUGGAGGGAGCCCUGGAAGAUUUUAGUUGCGAGGAACAUCCUCAGUUUAUGUUCUUCAGGAGAGAUAUCGCAAUGUCGAGGAAUAAGGAGAUGAAGCAGUUGUUUGAUAAUGGGUUUGGGAUCCAUCAUGCGGGGAUGUUGAGGUCGGAUAGGAAUAUGAUGGAGAGGAUGUUCGAGGCGAGGGCUAUCAAGGUGCUUUGCUGUACUGCAACCCUCGCGUGGGGUGUCAACUUGCCUGCACAUGCUGUCGUCAUCAAGGGAACCCAAGUAUACGACAGUUCGAAGGGUGCCUUCACCGACUUGUCCGUGCUGGAUGUUCUCCAGGUUUUCGGUCGAGCCGGUCGUCCAGGUCUCGAAACAAGUGGAGAGGGAUACAUCUGUACGACAGACGACAAGCUGACGCAUUAUCUUGACGCGGUGACCUCCCAGAACCCGAUUGAGUCUCAGUUCACGCGUGGUAUCAUCGAUUCUAUGAACGCCGAAAUCGCACUUGGGACCGUGGCAAAUGUGAACGAAGGCGUGAAAUGGCUGGGAUACACAUAUCUGUUCGUCCGAAUGCGGAAAAAUCCCUUCCAAUACGGUAUGGCCAGAGAUGAAGUAGUGAACGACCCUUACCUCGGAUCUAAGCGCAACAGCCUCGUAAAGGACGCCGCUAAACAACUAAUGAAAGCACGCAUGAUCAACUACGACGAGAUAACUGGAGCUUUCACCAUCACCGACUUGGGAAGGAUCGCGGCUAAGUAUUAUAUUCGGCAUGCGUCGAUUGAGAUUUUCAACGAGAGGUUCCGGCCUAAGAUGAGUGAGGCCGAUGUACUGGGUAUGUUGAGCAUGAGUACAGAGUUUGACCAGAUCCAGGUCAGAGACACAGAGCUGAAGGAGCUGGAGGCGAUGACGCAUGACAUUCCCUGUGACAUCGAGAGGGGACCCGAUAUAGACAGUCACGGAAAGGUCAACAUCCUCCUCCAAGGCUAUAUCUCCAGGAUCUACGUCGAGGACUUUGCUCUCGUCUCCGACUCUGCAUAUGUGGCCCAGAAUGCCGGACGUAUCGUUCGCGCUCUCCUUGAGAUCGCCAUCAGUCGGAAGUGGGCCAAUGCCAGUACGGUCCUCAUGGGCAUGAGCAAGGCCAUCGAGAAACGACUGUGGCCGUUCGAUCAGCCUCUCAAGCAGUUUCAGCUCAAACCCGAUAUCUUCUACGGCCUGGAGCGAUGGGCGGAUCACUACUCUGUGGCUGAGCUCGCUGCGAUGACUGCCGAGGAAUUGGGCAAGCUCGUACAUCUCAACGCAAUACAGGGACAAGCAAUGCUCGAUGCUGCAAAGCAGUUCCCGACCGUAGAAAUCACGUACAAUCUACGACCACUAGGGCCCGACGUCCUCAAGAUCGCCGUCCGAGUCACUCGUGCGUUUAAUUGGAGCACGAAGUUACAUGGAUCCGUCGAGCCAUUCUGGCUUUGGGUCGAAGACGAAGAGGGUGCCACGAUACUGCAACUCUCACAUCUACUGUUCCGGUCGGCCACGGAGUAUUUGGAUUUGGCGUUCGUGAUCGCUAUUCCGAACGGCAAGCCUCCUCCUUCGGUCACCAUCCGAUUUGUCUCAGAUCGGUGGAUGGGUGCGGAGGACGAGAUUCUAGUACCACUCGACGCACUAAAGAUGCCGGUUUACUCGAACAGUCAUACGCCACGACUAGACAUCCCUUUCCUCAACCUCUCCGUCCUCAGCCCCGUCUUGGCUCCCCUGCUAUCGUCUCGCUUGCGCAGUUUCAACGCCAUAGAGACGCAGACGUUCUGGUCGUUGGUCAAUACCCGCGUGCAUGCCCUGUUGUGCUCACCGACAGGCUCAGGUAAAACUACCCUGGCACAAAUCACUAUCUGGGAGACGUUAGCUCGUUCACCAAAUAACGUCUAUGUCUUGGUGGUCGUACCCCGAGGCAGCCUCGUAUCAGAGUGGAUAUCCGAGAUGCGAGAAGUCACCAGAGCUAUGGGAUUUUCGAUCAACUUCGUCACUGGUUCAAACGUACUUUCCCCUCCAAAGGGAAAGACCAUUCGCGUUACAACGCCGCCACACCUCUUAUCCGGUCUCAGCCAUAUAGGAGCCACGACCCCACUGUCUGGGCUACGUCUAGUGGUCUGCGAUAACCUUGAACAACUCGAUCCUGCCUAUGAGCUCGCUGUCUCCCUCCUAAUCCACGCCACCCAAACCUCGCCCACCCGCUUCAUCGGCAUCUCCAACUCUCUAAACGACUCCGCAGACCUAGCAGCAUGGCUGCACGUCGACCCGUACGCCCUGCAUAGUUUCCGACCACGAGACCGGGACCAGUCUCUAAGCGUCCACACACAAACAUUCACCAUCCCACAGUCCGCCGCUCUCUUCAAAGCAAUGGCCAAACCCGCCCAUGCCGCGAUCCAAUCCAUUCCUGGUGGUUCAGCCAUAGUGUUCGUACCUUCGAAGGGACAGUGUCGCAUGGUAGCCCUGGAUAUCAUCACGCGAUGUACGCUCGAUACGGAGGCAGAGGGCGGGUACCUCCCUCUUGACGUUUCUCAGGAAUACCUCGAGUCAAUCACGGCCAGGCUGCAGGAUCGUUCGCUGGGAGACUUCGUGGCAAAAGGCGUAGGCAUCUUCCAUGAAGGAAUCUCCAGACCCGAUCGGACGUUGAUAUUGGAGUUAUACGUGGAGGGUAUUGUCCGUGUCCUUCUCGUCCCGAGAGAGGCGUGUUGGACGUUGCCAGUACGUGCGAGGGUUGUGGUGGUUAUGGGAACUCAAUAUUAUCACCUCGAGCGCGAUGGGACGGAUCGGCAAUUGAGAGAUUAUGAUCUUCAGGAGCUCGUGAGGAUGCAGGGACGAGCAGUGAGUCAUGGGGAGACGGGACGGUUCUUCUUAUUCUGUCAGGCGGAGGAUAAGGACACGUAUAAUCGAUUCUUGGAGGAUGGGUUGCCGUUGGAGUCGAGGCUCAGUACCAGCGGCGGUGAACAAGUUGGCGAGGGCGACAAGACAGACGAGCUGAAGAGGUGGUACAGGCAGCAGAGAGGUAAUGGGGCGAUUCGGAAUAAGUUGGACGCCGUCCAGGCGCUGUCCUUCACUUUCCUGGCGCGGCGACUUGUAACAAAUCCUGCCUAUUAUGACGCGGAGGGUACGAAGAAUGAAGCACUUUCGAGGCUUGUGGAUAGGCUGGAGGAGGUGGGAGAGGGAGGAGGCGAAGGAUCAAGACAAUAA
Stereum hirsutum FP-91666 SS1 is the source of this 4353-nucleotide messenger RNA. RefSeq names its product Sec63-domain-containing protein. The record is from RefSeq and is a predicted model, not a curated record. Gene Ontology annotation, molecular function: ATP binding; nucleic acid binding. The transcript is spliced from 17 exons. The coding region runs from base 1 to 4353 and encodes 1450 amino acids. Lineage: Eukaryota; Fungi; Basidiomycota; Agaricomycetes; Russulales; Stereaceae.